GGUACCACUUAGUCUAUAUAUAUAUAUUUUUUUUACCUUUUAAAGCAUUUAGCUUGAGCGCACAAGUUCCUGAGAUCUCACGGUGUGUUCCUCACCAUGAUGCUGUUUUGUUUCCUACAUUUCAGUUCACCACCUGAAAAAUAAAGAUAGCACUGCCUGGUACACUUUGCUCCUCACCUCAUGGCUUCCAACCUCAGUACUUCUGUCUGCUUUUGUUCAUCACCCUCUGUUCUGUGGGGGUUCAGCUCUCCCCGGAGAAUCCAGCGCUGGUCUCUGAGAAGCAAGAGCUUGGCCCACCAACUCCGAGCUGUAGGCCAUUAACCUCAGCAUCCUAAUUCAGUGCCAACUGUGGGAGGAUGAGUCAAGAGGGCAACUCAAGUGAUCGGCCUGCUGGCCAAGACCCGCUGCUACUGCUGAAAACCCUCCAGCUUCUCUGGACAAAGAAAGAGAUGAAGAAGCUCAAGGAAGAAAUCAGGCGGGGCUUUGCGGGACUGGAGGACCCACUGGCAGGGCUGCUGGACAUGCUGGAGAGCAGCGGUGAUUGGAAGGGGAAAGGGCAUUCCCUCGGGUAUUGCAUCAGCAGUGAGCUGCAGCUUUGGAUGAAAGAGCAUCCUGCUGUUCAACAGUCUGGCAUGAAGCUGAAGAAGCUGCAGGCCCGUGUAUUCAGAAUACUAGACCAGUGCCCAGCUAAUCUUCUUGACCCUCUGAUUAGCAUUUACCAGCUCCAUACAGCAGACCGGAACUAUUUGCUUGGACACGUCAGUCAUCUUUAUCACAGGGGCGAUUACAAAGAGGCAGCCAUCCUGAGUAUUAAGCUAAAACUACAGUCAGAUCAAGAUGUGGAGAAGAUGUGUGCACCGCUACUGUUUCAAGACAAAAUUAACCUGGUUGAAGAUUAUGUGGGAGAACAUCCUGAGCUCCAGUGCAGGCUCUUACAGAUCCUGGACACCUGGUGUGAACCUGAUUUUAAUAUCAGAGAUAUGGCAAGACAGUAUCAAGGUCUGUCCAGGUACAAGCCAGAUAAACUGAACCGCAAAAUGCUGAGCAAGCUGAUCUUCAGACUCCUGGAGCGAUUUAACGUAGAUCCAGCUCUCUGUCCUAAUGUCAUAAAUCAGCGGCACUUGAGAACUCUGAAUUAUCUCUUUUACAAGAGGUUUGUGGAGAAAACCAUGACUCAGGAGAAUUGGACAGAUCACGUCCAGAGCACAGUUGGAGAGAAUCGAUGGCUUCAGGGGCACCUGAUACAGUUGCUGCUCAGAUACUGUGAUCUGAACGCAGCAGCAAGAUGGGCACAACACUGCAAUUUGCCUGAGGAGAUGCUGCCUUCUGAAGUGGCUGAUGAGCUUCAAAAGCUUGAGAUCCAAGAGAGGGUAGAAGAGGCAACCAAAGAAGAGAAUUACAAAGAGGUUAAGAAGAAGGAUUAUUACCAGCUUCCUAUUCCACGUGCGAAUAUUCACUUACUGCAGAAUUGGGAAGAUAUGAUGCAAUGCUGUGAAAAGGUGCUGCAGCCUGGGCAGAUUGUUGGCAUUGACAUGGAGUGGAGGCCUUCGUUUGGCACGGUCGGGAAGCCCCGCGUCUCCCUCCUUCAACUCGCUGUGAGGGAUGAGGUGUUCCUGCUCGAUUUGCCACGGCUCCUUGAGCAAGCUGAAGUCAAGGGUGAGAAAGAGAAGCUUCCCCAUAUCAUCCAGAGGCUCUACUCAGAUGCAGCCAUCACUAAACUAGGUUAUGGGAUGUCUGGAGACCUUAGCAGCCUUGCAGCCACAUGCUCCACUUUGAAAGGCAUGGAUAAGCAGUCACAAAGCGUAGUGGACCUACUCACAAUAGACAAACUACUGCAAAAGAGCUCCAUUGACUGGAAGAAGGGCAGCCUGAAGGUCGAUGCGCUGCCCCCAGAGCAGAGCUGUGAGGAUGAAGGGCUCAGGCAGCCAGAAAAAGGGCUCAGCCUCCUGGUGCAACACAUCCUGGGAAAACCACUAGAUAAAACAGAGCAGAUGUCUAACUGGGAGAAACGACCACUGCGGGAGGAACAGAUCCUCUAUGCAGCUUCAGAUGCAUACUGCUUGUUGGAGGUCUAUGAGAAACUGUGUAAGGAUCCAGAAAGCUUUGGUCUGAGUUCAGACCUGACUGAAAGUCUGGUGGGAAAAGCAAGUGUAAAACCCAGGGCAAAGAAGCAGCUGAAUAAACAAGAGGUACCGUCACCUUCUGGACAGCAAUGCAGAGGAUCUGACAAAGAGAUCUCACGUCCCCCUGCUCCCAUCUCCUCAAAGGAGUUCAGCGUGGUCUGUGAUAACAUGCUGCAGGGCCUUGGGCGCUAUCUCCGCUGCCUUGGUGUGGACGUCCGGAUGCUGGAGAAUGAGGAUGACCAUAGGAAAGCUGCUGAGAUUGCCAGACAGGAGGGAAGGGUCAUUUUAACCUCUGGACUCCCAUAUCAGACUCUGCAGUCCCAGGUGGGGGAAGGAAGGUGCUUCUCUGUGAACUGCUCGGAAAAGGCCAAGGAGCAGGCGCUGCAGGUGCUGAAGCACUUCAAUGUUCGCGUGACGCUGGCGGACAUCUUCAGCCGCUGCCAGGUGUGCAACUGUGACAAAUACCUGAAGGUCCCAAAGGAGAGGAUGAGGCAGCUGGUAGAGGGCAGCAGGAACUCGCUGGGGGACAACAGCACAGGCUGCCCGACGUCGUGCGAGGAGAAGCCCGGCCGGACCCGCAGCUCUGCUCAGCCCACCGGCACCACAGCGGGAGAGCAGCUGGAGAGCACGGGGUCGUGUGGAGCAGAUGUGGGGCUGGUGGGGGGCACAGCCCUGCAGGUGGCUGCCAUCCCCCCCGGGGUGCUGGACAAAGCUGAGCUCACUGACUUCUACUGCUGCACGCGCUGCGGGAAGGUGUUCUGGGAAGGCUCUCAUUUUGGACGCGUCGUCUCACAGUUUCAGGACAUUCUGGUCACCACGGGGGAUGAGCAGCGUGUCUAUGAGCUGAGCUGAGGGCAGCAAGGGGCUUGGGAUGGCUCAGCAGCAGGAUGGGGACUGCAGGGAUGAGCUCCCCUAUGAGCUCGGGCAGGUCUGCGGGGAGUGGGCUUGGGUUUGCGGUGUAAGGCUGGACAGCAGGCUCGUGUUUUGGGGUCUGCGGGGUAGGGGGCUCUCAUGUUUGCACUGAUGUGGUGACGGUUGGCAACACGACCUCCGUGGGAGCAUUAAAUCAGAGGCACCUGGGGAAUGGAUCUGUUGCUUUAUUUCUGCCUCUCUCCAGGCUGGGCACGGCAAGAGGAUUGCAGAGCUCUCCCAAAUGUCACCAGGUGCUGCUGCCCCCAUGGCACCCGUCGGUGCCCAGCAUGUCACCCCGGAGAGGUGUGUCCCUGUCCAGCAAAGCCCCUCUGCUCUCCAUGGGAGGAUCACUGAGGGAGGUCUCUGCUCUGUGCCCCCUUCCAGCUGCUGCCCCCAAGAUCAAGAAAGCGCCUCCA
Messenger RNA from Lagopus leucura (white-tailed ptarmigan), 3451 nucleotides. It is a transcript of the gene EXD3, whose product is annotated as exonuclease 3'-5' domain containing 3. Gene Ontology annotation, biological process: nucleobase-containing compound metabolic process. The coding region runs from base 357 to 2975 and encodes 872 amino acids. Gene Ontology annotation, molecular function: nucleic acid binding; 3'-5' exonuclease activity. The transcript is spliced from 21 exons. The record is from RefSeq and is a predicted model, not a curated record. NCBI's taxonomy places the organism in Eukaryota, Metazoa, Chordata, Aves, Galliformes, Phasianidae.